Molecule: messenger RNA, 2406 nt
Organism: Trachemys scripta elegans
Lineage: Eukaryota; Metazoa; Chordata; Testudines; Emydidae
Gene: ITGA2B
Product: integrin subunit alpha 2b
Exons: 20
Coding region: 1-2160 (719 amino acids)
Biological process (GO): cell-cell adhesion; cell-matrix adhesion; angiogenesis
Cellular component (GO): integrin complex; external side of plasma membrane
Molecular function (GO): integrin binding
Source: RefSeq, a predicted model, not a curated record
AUGGCGGUGGCAUCGUACUUUGGUCACACGGUGGCUGUUGCUGAUGUAAAUGGCGAUGGGAAGGACGACAUCUUGGUGGGAGCGCCGCUCUACAUGGAGCACCGCUCCGACCGCAAGCUCUAUGAGGUGGGGUGCAUCUACCUGUACCUGCAGCACCGGGGUCCCCACCCCUACAGACACCCCUGGCAGACCAUGACCGGCACCGAGGUCUACGGCCGCUUCGGCACAGCCAUCGCUCCUGCGGGGGAUCUGGACCAGGACGGCUACGUCGAUGUGGCGGUGGGGGCUCCGUUUGUCGGGAGCGGCCGUGUGCUCAUCUUCAGAGGGUACAGCGAGGGGCUCCGCACGCCGGCCUCGCAGGUCCUGGAGAGCCCCUUCUCCGGCCGUGCCGCCUUCGGCUUCUCCGUGCGCGGCGCCACCGACAUCGACGCCAACGGGUACCCAGAUGUGCUGGUUGGGGCGUUCGGCGCCAGCAAGGUGGCUGUGUACAGAGCCCAGCCCGUGGUGGUGGCCAGUAGCCAGCUGUUAGUGCCAGAUGUGCUGAACCCUGAGGAGAAGACCUGCACUGCCCACAGGACCCUUGUCAGCUGCUUCCCCAUCCAGCUGUGCGUGGGCAUCAAGGGGAAGAGCCUCCCAGAGAGAAUAAAGCUGGCCGCUGACCUGCAGCUGGACCGGCUGAAGCCCACGUCGGGGCGAAGGGUCUGGGAGCUGCAGACACACCAGGCGGGCCUCAGACUGGAGCUGCAGCUAUCGAGGGAGGCGCCACUCACCUGCCAGAAUCUCACAGCCUACCUGCGGGACGAGGCUGAUUUCAAGGACAAGCUGAGCCCCAUCGUCGUGAGCCUGGCGCUGACCCUGGCAGCUGGGCUGGGCACCGAGGAGCUGGGCCUGGUGCUCUACGGGCAGACGGUGGUUCAGGAGCAGACAAGAAUCGUGCUGGACUGCGGCGAGGACAACGUCUGCAUCCCAAAGCUACAGCUUGCCGCCCACACGCCCGUGGCCCAGCUGUUCAUCGGGGCCGAGAACGUGGUUCACAUCCUGGCCGACGCCACCAAUGAGGGCGAAGGCGCCUUCGAGGCCGAGCUGCGGCUGCAGCUGCCACGCGACGCCCACUAUCAGAAAGCCACCAGCAAUGUCCAGGGGCUGGAGAAGUUGAUCUGUAACCUCAAGAAGGAGAACGAGACACGUGUGGUGAUCUGCGAGCUGGGGAACCCCAUGAAGAGCGGGACCAAGAUCGCUGUGGACGUGGCACUCAGCAUCAGUAACCUGGAGGACGCUGGUGACACCAUCGAGUUCCAGCUGCAGCUGUGGAGCAAGAAUAGCCGCAGCCCCCACAGCAACGUGGAGCGGGUGCAGAUCCCCAUCAAGGUCGCCGCGCUGCUGGACCUGCGAGGGAAUUCGCUGCCAGCCACCAUGGUGCUGCCAGUGGCAGGCUGGGAACUGGUGGAGGGCAGCCGCCGGCUGGAGGACCACGGGCCCAGGGUGGAGCACGUCUAUCAGCUGCACAACCAGGGCCCUGGCACCGUGAGCCACGCAGAGCUGCGGGUGGAGUUCCCGAACCAGUUCCAGGGCGACUUCUUGCUGUACAUGAUGGAGCUCAACACAGAGGGGAGGAUCAACUGCUCCAGCCCCACAGGACUCAACCCUCUGGGGCUGGAGGGCCAGAAACCAACGGCCUCCCCUGGCCACAACAUGAGUGACCAGCCCGCCCACAGGCGAGAGCGACGGGAGGCAGACAAGGCCGAGGCAGGCCCAGCCACUCUCAGGGAGCCCACACUGGUGAACUGCAGCAGCCAACCCUGUGUGGCCGUGCUGUGCAAGGUGGAGAUGCUGGAGAGGGACCAGCGGGCCAUGGUGACUGUCCACUCCGUCCUGUGGAUGCAGAGCGUCAGGAAGCGGCCCCAUGACCAGUUCAUCAUCCAGUCGCAGGCCUGGUUCAACGUCUCCGCCAUGCCCUACCACAUCCAGCCUGAACUGCUGCCCAGCGGACACGCCACGGCCCACACAGAGGUGGUGCGGGUGAGCCCGGAUGCGGAGAAGGAGAUCCCCACCUGGUGGGUGGUGCUGGCUGUGCUGGCCGGGCUCCUGCUCCUGGCCCUCUUCAUCUGCGCCCUGUGGAAGGUGAGGCUGCCAGAACAGAGCCAUUCCCGAGCAGAUUAGUCCAGCCAAGGCCGGGGGGCUCCUGGCAUCAGGAUCCCCACAUGGGCAGAGCAGGGGCAAACCUGACCCUGAGGGUAGCCAAGAUGUCUGUAGUCAGGUUCCAGGCCAGGCUCAAUACCAAGCGUCAGGGGCCGAGUCAGGUGUCAGGAGGCGAGGCCAGAGCCAGGAGUUCUGGAGCAGAGUGGGGUGUGGCAGCUCCAGGAGGUCCAGGCUGGGUUUAUACAGGGCGGGGAGCCAAUCAGGAGC